Molecule: messenger RNA, 4158 nt
Organism: Magnusiomyces paraingens
Lineage: Eukaryota; Fungi; Ascomycota; Dipodascomycetes; Dipodascales; Dipodascaceae
Exons: 2
Coding region: 1-4158 (1385 amino acids)
Biological process (GO): DNA damage checkpoint signaling; positive regulation of transcription by RNA polymerase II
Cellular component (GO): nucleus
Molecular function (GO): histone binding
Source: RefSeq, a predicted model, not a curated record
AUGUCUGCAGAUUUGGGGAAAAAUGAGCCAGAAGUAUCUGGAAACAAUAACGAUGUUCGUUCUGAUGAUGGCACCCAAACCCAGACCCAGACUCAGACUCAAACAUCACAGCCAUUUUCACAGGGAUUAACACAAAAUGACACAGCAGGAUCUCCAUUUAAAUUUCCAUUUUCAAAAAAAACAACCUUUGCCAUAAAAAUCAAUGGAGGAGCUAUGUCUGAUCCCAAGCCUGAGCGAUUUAAAAGUGGUGGAAUCAAAGUCCGCUCAGGGGGAGCAUCAACAAACUUUACUGAUGUGCCAACAGACCAUUUUACCCAAAACAGUUCACAACCUUUGGAAGAUUCUACUCAAAAUGAUUAUGCUGCAACUCAGGAACUUACACAAGCAUCUCAGAAACAUCACCCUCAUUUUACCCAGCCAUCGCCUCCUAAGCCACUAACUAUCAUCCAAGAAGAACACGAAAGCUUUCUUUCCAUCCUGUCCAUAAACAGUAAACCUUUAAUCAUUGAAAGAAAAUCAACAAUACAACACAACCCAAGGCUUUUUUUACCACCUGAGCCAGAAGAUCGGCUAGAGGAUGAAACUCAAGCACUUAAUGAUAACGACAAUAUUAUUAUUCCAGCAACACAACCUACUAAUGACUCUCCAACAAGAGGAACCGAAGACACCCCCCAACCAAAAUCAAGCCCAGUUCAUGAAAAUCAAACCCAAGAUGUUGAAGAUAAUGGAAACAAAUUAUAUAUGCAAUCAUCUCCCAUAGUUAUUCCCAAUACACCACUUUCGGCAUCCCAGGCAGGUAUUUCGCCAAUUCCAACUCCAAGUUCUUUUGGUCGUUUUACGAAAAACGGACAUGACAACCAUGGAUACCCUAACAAUUUUUCAACUCCAGCUAUUAAAAGAUUUCAAACUACCCAGCAAGUAGCAGAAACACAGGCUCUGGAUGAUGAUGAACCUUCGUGUGAUUCUAUUAAAUAUACUCCAACAAUUGGCGAAUUCAAUUCAAUAAGAAAAAAACAAGACAGCGGCGAAUCCGUUGAUACCACUGCAUCAUAUUAUAAGUACACUGAAGAUUCACAAACUAUUAUUCGCAAAAGGUCUACCAAACACACUGAAAAAAGUGGCAAUGAAGAUCUCCAGUCGUGUGCAUCUGAAAGUAUCUCCACUUCUAGAGAAACUGAAAAGUCUGCCAGCAGUAACAUUUUCCCAGAAACUCAAGCCAUGGAUAACCAUAUCACUAUUCCAGAAACUCAAGCUACAGAUAAUCAUUUUGUUCCUGAGACCCAAGCAACAUAUAAUCAUUUUACACCUGAAACUCAAUCAACAGAUCACCGAUUUUUUGUACCUGAAACCCAGCCUCUUUCGAGUCCAAUUCAAAGCCAGCGUCAUUAUCAUCAGGAAACUCAACUUUUACAAUACGAGCCUGAAAAUACCAUACAAUCCUUAAAUGAUGAAAACAAAUCACUCAAGCAUCUGAAUGAAAGCUUACCGGAACACCAAGAAACGAAUUCACCCAAACACCUAGAAAAAUCACUCAGCCCAUUACAAGAAACUUCUCCACAAGAACACAUCAGUGAUAUCAUAGGUAUUCAGGAAUUAGAUGAGAAUAGUCAGAGAGGGUUUUUAGAAGAAGCAACACAGAGGUUGAAAAAGCCUGAACCUGAACCUGAACCUGAGUCAACUAAUGAAUUUCGUAUUUCUAGCUCCGGUUCAGUAACAUCUCCACAGCGUUCAAUGGAAAUUUCUGAGCCAUCCAAUAGCUUUAAGAACAAAAACGAAGAAAUGAAUUCCAAACAAAAUAUGGUUUUAAAGAAGAGUUCAGCUCAACAAACUGACUCUGGAAUGUCUCAAAAUCCAAUUAUAGGCUCACGUCAAACUAGGCGAAAGUUGAUCAAUUGUGAAGAUAGCGAAUAUGAUAAUUCCAAAUCUCUUGCAAGUGGGUCUUCUAAGACAAACUCUAACUUAACUCGUUCUCUAAAACGCAUAAAGCCAAAUGAAACUACACCUGAUCAACAAAAAGCUUCAAAAAAUGAUACCAAUGCAGUGCCACAAACACCUCCGUCACCAUCUGUAUCGCCAAUUAGCAGAAUGUCCAAAUCGCCUUCUGUAACACAACCUAAUGAUUUCAAGUGCAGGACACCAGAAACUGAUCAGGACAUGGAUAGCAUAGUUGCAUUACGAUCCGAAUUCCCUACCCCUGUCAUCCCAAAUUCUAAGCGAAAUCCCAUUGACUCUAUCAAAAGUUCGUGGAUUCGUGAUAAAGAACGAUAUUACCCUGCAAUGCUGAUGGUAGAAAAUUCUAGUAUUUCUUCUUCUGAGUUAAAAGCUGUAUUUAAAGAUGGUUUCGACUUUGUUAUUCAGAAAAAAGAUCUUAUUCCCCUUAAUCUCGGAAUUGAUCAGCAGAUAAAAUGUCUUAAUAACAGCAAAGUUAUCUAUACUAUUGUGGAGUUAUUUGAUUCAACAACCGAAGAAGGAGAAAAGCGUUUGAAAGAACUUAAACUGUUGAAAUCCCAACUGCCAGCUAUUACAAAAUCAAAUCGCUCUAAACGAGCUAAAUCAGGGAAUCAAUCAGAAGAACCAAAUCAAGGUGAUAAACAGGAAGAUUUGGUGAAAAUUGUUGAUAACUCUGGAAAUGAUUAUGCUGUACUGAAAGAAGCUUCUUCGACUGGUCGCAAGGCGUCAAACAAGAAUAAUCAAAUCAGCAGCGAGCUGGUUCUUGCUAAGAUUUCUGAAUUAUAUUUGACUCGCAAGCUGGGCUUAAAGUAUAUCAAGGAAAUGCAGCCAGUUCAAGAAUCGUUUGCUUCAUUUGAUUCAGCACAUAUUUUUAAUCUUUAUCAAGUCCGUGCCGAGUCCACUACAACAGAAGAAAUGCCCAUGUCUAGCAUUUAUUUUCAAAACCCUAAGCGUAAAUCUGCACGAAUUUCUGAAGGAACCUACUAUGAAAGUCCUGACGAGGAUGAGCCAAGCAGAUUUUCUGUUGAAGAUGAUUUGCAAUCAUUUUCUUCAAGCACUCGUAGCAUUCCUUCUAAUUCUGUGCCAGUUUUAGAGAGGCUGGAAUCUGUAUAUUCUGGAAUUUUUUCUGGUUGUAUUUUCACUAUUACUCACACAGAAAAAAAUCAAAAGGAUAUGAAGGAAGAAGAAAAGUACGUCAAUAAUUUAGAGAAGAAAAUCCAGAAACAAGGUGGUAUUGUUUUAGUCAAAGGGUUUAAAGAAAUUCUGGAUAUUAACGAAAAAGAAUUUCGUAUAUCAUGGGCAAAACGCAAGAAGCCAUCAAAUUCUCGCAAAGGCUCAACUGAUUUGCCUUUGAUGCAAGCUUCAGUGUACGGGCUUCGGGGGAGCCGUAUGCUAGAGCGUAGCAAAUCUCUUCCCGGACGCUCAGCCAACCGCCAGUCAGCUCCUUCCACUCUUGUUGACACUGAAAGUGAAGAAGAUCCAACUCUCGCAAUAAAUCCUGGGUAUAGGUUUGCUGCUGUUUUGGCAAAUGAGGCCACAAGAACCCUCAAAUAUAUGGAAGGGCUGGCUCUAGGAAUACCCUGUUUAUCAUGGCAAUAUGUUGAAGAUUGCAUUACUGAUCAACGAUUAAUUGAAAACUGGGUCGAUUAUGUUCUCGCAGCUGGUGGCUCCUCAGUGCUUGGUGGUGUGCAAAAGAGUCUAAACGUUUCCAAUUUCCGUAACAUAUGGCUUCAAAACCGAUCUCUGUAUUACCAGUUUUUGCAUCGGAAACCACUUUUUAACAAACUCAAUACACCCAUUUACCUCAUCGAAGAUCUGAACCUAGCCCUCCAACUUCAUCAAAGAGGUACAGAUAGCUUGUCAAAUAAUGUAAAUGACGUCUUAGAUCGCUCGCGCUCAGGAUCCACCACCAAAUCUGCAGCCAGUUGUACCGAGCCAAAUAAAGUUUUUCGGUCGCUGUUACUAAUGCUUGGAUGUGAGUCGCGCAACAUAUCUGUGGCUUCCAAAAUUAAUGACAUCUCGGUGGAUGAAAAGGAAGGUGCCAUUGUUAUUUUUAACUGCGCUGAAGAAAAGCUGGGAAAGUAUUCUCAAACGACUAAGCGUGAACAUGUAAACGCUCUGAAUCAAAAGAAAAGUCUAGAUGGUGCUGUGCUUUUUUUUAAUCGCGAAUGGAUUCUUCAGAGUAUUAUCAAUCAGCGUAUAGUGUAA